Messenger RNA from Heterobilharzia americana, 1708 nucleotides. Lineage: Eukaryota; Metazoa; Platyhelminthes; Trematoda; Strigeidida; Schistosomatidae. The record is from the annotation of a GenBank genome assembly.
AUUCUGUGUUUAUACGAAAGCUUUCUAGAAUCAGUACGAAAGUUGUAAAGCACAGAUUUACUUAUAGAUUUCGAUUUGAUUUAUUGCACAUUGUGACCUUCCCAGACUGCAUAUUAUUACUGUUACUCAAAGACUAUUCCCUGUUCAGUUUAUACUCAGUUAUUAACGAUGUGGAAUAUCCUGAUAACGGCUGUCAAUCCUACUACCGCUUUAACGUUAAUACUUUGCUGUAUCAUCAUGUAUUUACUGUUCAAGCGAAUUUCAUACUGUUUACCUCCAGGACCAACUGGUUGGCCAGUAUUCGGAUACACAGCUUGUUUAGGUCCUGAUGCAUUCCGUCAAAUUCAACACCUGAAUGAAACUUAUGGUGAUAUUGUAUCGUUUCACGUGAUGGGGAAAACAAUUGUGAUAUUAAACAGUUAUGAUGUGAUACAUGAAGCAGCGACUGUAAAUCGAUCAAAGAUUGGACGGUAUUCUAUGGUUGUAAAUGAUUUACUGGCAGAAAAUUCAGGCAUAUCAAAUUACGACACGCCAAGAGCAACGGAGACAAGGAGAGCUUUUGUGCGUCACAUCAACGACUUUUUAAAACCAUAUGACUGUGAGGAUGGUAAAUUUCACAUUGGUCUUCCAAAAAGUGUUAUCAACCCUGAAAUUGAUGCUUUAAUCAAUGAGAUAAGUAUAAAAGAAGGAAAACCAGUUGAUGUUUUACAACUAAUGAGACGUACAAUUUGGCGAAUAGUCUGGCAGUUUUUAUUCGGUAAAAAAUCUCAACUAACUGAUGAACAGGUGGAUAAUAUUUUAGAGGAUAUCGCUUCAAACAACUUAGAGAACCAACUCUUUCAAACACGACAACUUCUACCCUGGUUUUUCGUGGAGAUUUUUAGGCGUAUACCAUUUGCAAGACAUUUAUUUAAAGUUGAGCAUAUACUCAAAAGACACAAAGCUGUUCGACGGGAAAUUGACAGCAAUACAGGUGAACUGUCAAAUACAAAUUCGCUGUUUGGACUACUAACCAAUGAUGCGAAAUUGAAUUUAACAAAGAGUGAAAUUUCACGUCUUUCAUAUGAAUUAAUGGCAGCUGGCACAGAUACAACAUCCUUGACACUUACUUGGGCAUGUGAUUAUCUAUCAAGAGCUCCACCACAAGACCCAUUCAAUUUGAGUCCCGAUGUCAUUGAUAUGGUGCAUCGUUGGGCGAGUGUAGUUCCAUUGGCACUACCUCAUUUGGUGCAUGAAUCAUUUGAAAUCAAUGGAUAUUGCAUACCGAAAUCGUCUAUUCUGAUAUAUAAUCUUUAUGCUGUGCACAACACACAACUGAGGAGAUUGACUAAUAAGGAGACGAAGCCGAAAGAUACGAAACAGAGUGAUACGCCGAUCCCAUUUUCCCUCGGUGCUAGAGCAUGCCCUGGUUUUCGUUUGGCAAAUACAUUAAUUGAAAAAGUUCUGACGGCAAUCAAUCAAGAGUUUAUAAUUCAACACUUUGUGCAACCGCCAAUUGAAACAACCAAUCCAAAGGAUCAAGAAAGUCUCUCACCCUUUGGAUUAACAAGAGUUCCAUACAAAUCUUUAUAUCUAUUUUUCACUCGGACAAAUGGACCGAGAAGAACAAGUAACUGAAGGAAAUGUCUAAUAAUAUACUUGAACAAGAUGCCUCUCCUUUUGUGUGUUGAGAAGGAGAGUGAAAUGUGACUGUUUUCAUGAGUUUCUC